Molecule: messenger RNA, 1575 nt
Organism: Xenopus laevis (African clawed frog)
Lineage: Eukaryota; Metazoa; Chordata; Amphibia; Anura; Pipidae
Gene: krt70.L
Product: keratin 70 L homeolog
Exons: 10
Coding region: 115-1347 (410 amino acids)
Biological process (GO): intermediate filament organization; epithelial cell differentiation
Cellular component (GO): cytoskeleton; intermediate filament
Molecular function (GO): structural molecule activity
Source: RefSeq, a predicted model, not a curated record
CCCUCCCCUUGGAUUGGGUAUUUAAGUUGGGGCCAAGCAGUACUCAGAGUAUCAGCUCAUACAAGGGAACAACUCACCUCUACCACGUUGUUCUCUUAACAUUACAGCAUCACAAUGAGCUUUGGGGUUUUUGCAUCACCCGGAGUGAAUCGGGCCCGCAGUGUGGCAGGAGGUGCCUCAACUGUCCGCAUGUCAUCGGCUAACAUGACCAGCUCAGCCUUUGCAGCAUCCCCAGCCUUCGAAGUUGGUGUCACCAGCAACAAUGGCAAGGAGACCAUGCAGAACUUGAAUGAUCGUCUGUCCAACUACCUGGAGCGAGUCCGUUCCCUGGAGCUAGCCAACCAUGAACUGGAGCGGAAGAUCCGAGAGUACCUUGACAAGAAAGCAGCAGUUGGCUCCAUGGAUGUUAGUGGUUACUAUAAAACCAUCAACUUACUGCGCUCCCAGAUCAAUGAUGCAACCAUUGACAAUACCAGGCUGGUCCUCAGUAUAGAUAAUGCCAAGCUGGCAGCUGAUGACUUCAAAAUCAAGUAUGAGUCAGAGUUGGCCAUUAGGACUGGAGCAGAAAGUGACAUUGCCGGACUGCGCAGAGUCCUUGAUGAGCUGACCCUCAAUAAAACAGACCUGGAGUUGGACAUUGAAAGUCUGAAGGAAGAGCUGAUCUACCUAAAGAAGAGUCAUGAAGAGGAACUUGCUGUCGUUCGUAGCAGUGCUAAAGGCAACGUGGACGUACAGGUAGAUUCUGCUCCUCCUGUGGACCUGGCACAGAUCAUGACUGAUGUGAGGGCUCAGUAUGAAAGUAUGAUGGAGAAGAACCGCCAGGAGGUGGAAGCCUGGUACAGAGGACAGAGUGAAAAUCUCAACAAAGAAGUUGCCAUCAACACAACUGCUCUCCAGACAUCUAAGUCAGAAAUUACAGACCUGAAACGCACAAUACAGAGCCUGGAAAUUGAACUUCAGUCUCUCUUGAGCAUGAAAAACGCACUGGAAGGCACUUUGGCAGAAACUGAGGCCCGCUACGGAUCUGAGCUCAACCAUCUUCAGGCGAUGAUCACGCAAGUGGAAUUGGAGAUGCAAAACUUACGGUCAGAUGCCGAGCGCCAGUCUUUUGAGUAUAAGUUGUUGCUAGAUAUCAAGACAAGACUGGAAAUGGAAAUUGCCACCUACAGACGCCUGCUGGAAGGAGAAGACAACAGGUUUUCUCAGACUGAAACACAGAAAGAUGUCACCAUCAUCAGUAAAGAGCAAACCAAAAGUUCCAUCAAAAAGGUGAAGACAGUGAUUGAAGAAGUUGUCGACGGGAAAGUGGUCUCUUCUAGAGUUGAGGAAAUGACUGAGAAAUUGUAAAAGAGAAUCCUGAGAUUUCAGAGCGUUCACCUGAGGAAGGGCAACAGAAGAGUUGAAGACGACUAAGACGUUUUCUUGCAAAAUAUUGCCAACUAUAGCUACGUUCAUAAUAUGACAAAAGAGACAGUAAAGAAAAAUAAAUGUCAGUUGGUGAUGCAAAAUGCAGCAAAUGUUUGUUUAACUCUUCUUUAGGGACAAUGCAUUGAAAUAAAGAAUAUUAAGUGAAAA